AUGGACGACGAGUUCGGGUUCGUCAUGACGGUCACAUCCGGCAGCACAGUGCCCAAGUCUGCCUCCCACUCAGACUCGGGCUCUGCCUCGGCCUCCGAGCCCGACGACCUGCACUUUGCCGACGACUUUUCCAUGGAUGCCCUUGCCGGUGCCGCCGAGCUUGGCACUGCCCGUCCCCGGGGUCCGAACCUGGCCACCCGCCUAGUCGAGGACAACUCGCGGGCCGCAAACAUGCUCAAGGUCAUGGACCAGCGGAUCGAAAAGCACCGCGACAUGCUCAAGGAAGAGGGUGACAUCCUCACCGCGUCGUCAUCGAGCUCGUCGUCGUCGUCAUCGAGCUCGUCGUCGUCGUCAUCGAGCUCCGGCUCCGGCUCGGACUCGGACUCCAAGGCGCAGGCCCGGUCCGGGGCCAAGUCGCGUGGACCGCCGGUGGCAGAAGAGGUCCAGUCACAGGUGGUCAACGUGGAGGAUGAUCUUCAGGAGGAGAUGCGCGGGGCGUCGAACAAGGCCGAAGCCGAUGCGUACUUUGAGCGGGAUGCGACGCAGACCAUGGAGUUGGCCACCGAGUUCGCCAUGCUCAACCUCUCGCGGCCGAUUCUGCGGGCGCUCAACGACAAGGGCUUUGUGCGUCCGUUCCCCAUCCAGUCGCGCGUCGUUCCUGUGGCGCUGGCCGGGCGCGACGUGUGCGCGUCUGCAGUGACAGGCUCAGGCAAGACCGCUGCGUUUGUGCUUCCGGUGCUGGAGCGACUGCUGUUCCGCCCGCGGCACAUGGCCGUCACGCGGGUCCUCAUCCUGGUUCCCACCCGUGAGCUCGCCAUCCAGUGUUACUCGGUCAUCGAGGACUUGUCGCUGUACAUGGACAUCGAGCUGGCGCUUGUCGUUGGUGGCUUCUCCAUGUCUGAGCAGCAGACCAAGCUCCGCGCCUCGCCCGACAUUGUCGUCGCCACACCUGGUCGGCUCAUCGACCACAUCGAGAACACGGCCUCGUUCUCGCUGGAGGACAUCGAGAUCCUCAUCAUGGACGAGGCCGAUCGCCUCCUUGACGAGGGUUUCGAGGACGAGCUGGACUACAUUGUCCGUGCCUCGCCCAAGGCGCGUCAGACGCUCCUGUUUUCGGCCACCAUGACCGAAGACGUCACCCGCCUCAUCAAGGUCGCCCUCAACAAGCCCGUCCGCAUCUCGGCCGACGCCGCCUUUAACAUGGCCGACAACCUCCGCCAGGAGUUUAUCCGCAUCCGCCCGCAGCGCGAAGGUGACCGCGAGGCCAUUGUCGUUGCCCUCGCCAAGCGCAACUUUACCGAGAAGACCGUCAUCUUCAUCCGCUCCAAGCGUGGAGCCCACCGGCUCCGCAUCAUCUUUGGCCUCCUCGGCAUGCCCGCCGCCGAGCUCCACGGCAACCUCUCGCAGGCCCAGCGUGUCGCUGCCCUCGAGGCCUUCCGCAACUCGGAGGUCAAGUACCUCAUUGCCACCGACGUCGCCUCGCGCGGCCUCGACAUCACCGGCGUCGAGUCAGUCAUCAACAUGACCAUGCCCUCCUCCGUCCGCACUUACGUCCACCGCGUCGGCCGUACUGCACGUGCUGGCAAGAACGGUUGCGCCGUUACCCUCACCGCAGACGCCCGCCGCGACGUCCUCCGCAAGGUCAUGAAGCUCUCCAAGCGCAAGUCGGCCAAGCGCCACAUCCCACCCGAGGUCGUCAUUUACUGGCGCUCAAAGAUCGACGCCCUCGGCGACACCAUCAAGGCCAUCCUCGACGAAGAGUCGUACGAAAAGUCGCUGCGCAAGGCAAACAUGGAGCUCAAGAAGGCCACCAACAUGAUCGAGCACGCCGACGAGAUCGCCUCGCGCCCCGCAAAGACCUGGUUCCAGUCCAAGGCCGACAAGGCCGAGGCUGCCACUGCCUCGCUCGCUAACUACCUCGCAGAGGUCAAGGGCGAGGAUGACAAGGAUACCCAGGCCGUCGUCUCGCGCCGCAAGCGCAAGAAGAUGGAGCGCGCAGCUGAGGAUGGCGAGGCCGUCGAGCUCUCCUCCCGCGCCCUCAAGCGCCGCAAGCUCCACAAGUAUGCAGGCAUGUCGCGCCGCCAGCGCCGCUCCGCCCAGGCCCGCGAGGAGAUGGAGCGCGACGGCAAGGCCGGCACCGUCCAGGUCGCCAUGAAGGCUUCCAAGCGCCGCGUCCGCAACGCCAUCAAGCGCGACCAGGUCGGUCAGGCCACAGCCUCCGACCGCGAGCUCAUCGACCCGCGCGCCCGCCGCGCCGCAAAGAAGGCCGCCCGCAAGAAGGCCGACGAAAAGGCGAAGCGGAAGAAGGCCAAGAAGGCCGCUGCCGCCUCGGCCGCCGCCUCCGACAAGCCCGCCAUGACCACCACCGAGGCCCUCACCAACGUCGACAAGGCAAAGUCCAUGCGCGCCCCGGAUCAGCCGCCCAAGUCCAAGUUCAAGCCCAACUCGAAGCCCAAGUCGUGGGCCAAGAACUCCCGCAACAAGGGCCGGUAAACGCUCACGAGUCACA
Messenger RNA from Thecamonas trahens ATCC 50062, 2509 nucleotides. Its product is annotated as ATP-dependent RNA helicase DRS1. Bases 1 to 2493 code for a protein of 830 amino acids. Lineage: Eukaryota; Apusomonadida; Apusomonadidae. The record is from RefSeq and is a predicted model, not a curated record. Gene Ontology annotation, molecular function: RNA helicase activity; nucleic acid binding; ATP binding. The transcript is spliced from 2 exons.